AUGUCUCGAGCCAAGGAGAUAGAAGAGAAACUGGGCUUGCAAGCUUCCUUGCAAGCGGUGUUUAAUAACAACAAGCUGAAAGCUUUUGAAUGGCUUCAAACCGAUGUGGGUGGGGAAUGCAGUAAAGAUCUGACGUCGUCAAAGGCUUCGUUUUACCAGCUUCCGGUUGUAGCUGUGGGAGCAGGCCUUAGCUUCGAUCAAGAUUCACCCGCGGCCGGUGGAUCUGGAGAAGAAAUCGCGACCGUGGGAGAAUUUAUACAAAGCGACAAGAAGGUGUCAUCGCUAGCGAAAAAGAAAAAACGCAAGGCUGGCUCUGACCAGCUAGCAAAGAGUACCGGUGGCAUUCACAAGAUAAACGCGGAUGAUACGCGAGCUAUGAUAGCUCUUAAACGAAAGAUGAAGAACUCACAUCGCGGUGAGAUACGCGAAAAGUUGGAACACGAGGAAAUAAAUAAACCUCGAAAAGCCACUGAGCACGAACACGGCGCGCAGUCCUCUGAUAGUGAUGCCAACGAUGAACCUCGCGUCGAGAAGACCAAGAAGAAGUCAUUUGGACUGUUGUUCCAGGGCAAGCAGAAGAAGCGCAAGUAG
Lachancea meyersii CBS 8951 is the source of this 591-nucleotide messenger RNA. NCBI's taxonomy places the organism in Eukaryota, Fungi, Ascomycota, Saccharomycetes, Saccharomycetales, Saccharomycetaceae. The record is from the annotation of a GenBank genome assembly.